Phoenix dactylifera (date palm) is the source of this 2178-nucleotide messenger RNA. Lineage: Eukaryota; Viridiplantae; Streptophyta; Magnoliopsida; Arecales; Arecaceae. The record is from RefSeq and is a predicted model, not a curated record.
UGGAUGAAGGGCUCUGAUGUCCCCAUCACAAAGCCUGACCAAAAGGAAGCAAAGGCUCCUUAUAAAACGGGAACAGGAGUUGCCUAUGAGUCUUCCCCCUUGAUGGAAGGGAGGUGGAGAGUUUCCCAGCCUGCAGGGGGAAAGGAGAGGGAGAGUACAUACCUGAUCCAGUGUGAAGCAAAGGACCCAUAUAAAACGGGAAUAGGAGCUGGCUACGAGUCUUCCCCCUUGAUGGAAGGGAGGUGGAGAGUUUCCUGGCCUGUAGAGGGGUUGAUAGUUGUUGUGCUGUGAUGUUGCAGUUGCUGCUUCGAGUACAGGAGAUGGUGGGAUGAGAUUUUUAUUAGUUAGAUGGAGUGAAUUUCUCAUAAUGCCCUUGCUAGUGAAUAGUUGCUAAGCUAGGAUGAUAUGCUAACCUUUGAUUCAUAAGAUUUUUGUAAGGGAUCUACUUAAUUCCCAGCCUUGUCUUGACUGUGAUCACUAUAGGAAAUAUGGGUUUUAACGACGCUUUUUUGUCAACGCUUGUUCCAAGCGUCGGCAAUUUUCCAACUACCGCCAAAAAUAGCCGACGCUUGUAAAAAGCGUCGGCUAAUUACGACGCUUAUUAGCGUCGUCGUAGAGUUGGGAUAAGACGACGCUUAUAUGCGUCGUUGAAAACCAAAUCUCAUCAAAUCCUGGUGCCGCCCCCCUUCUCCCUCUAUCCUCGAUCGAUCAAGCCCUAAUAGAGCUAGCCGACCCUUGUCCCCUCCUCCUCCCUCGUCUCUGGCGCCGACCCUUGUCUCGUCCUCCCUCCUCCCUCCUUUUCCUCCCCCCAAAAGCUCGGGUCCGAGUCUUGGCCAUGGCCGGCGAUCGAAGAGCUCUUCCAGUUCGUUGCCUCUUCUUCUUCUGAAUCUCGUCUCUGCUCUCGAUCUCGCUCGCUUACAGGCUGGGAGACAUCGUGCUAAUGAGCAAGGCGGGCCAGUGCCACGGGGUAAAAACUCGAACUGAAACCCUCGUUUUAUCUGGAUCCGUUCUUGAUCCACUUCGAUCUGAUGUACUUUGGGAAAUCUCAGUCAAGAACUGUCUGGAAUGAUGUUAUUGGCCGCCACUGCCCUAUUUUUGCUGUUAAUCGGGAGGGUAAGAUCUUUGGUUUUGUUCUAGGGUUUUCCGCCCUCAUGAUUUGUUCUUUAUUUGUUUGUUUUUCUUUUGACUUUGUGCACAGGUUUUUAUUCCGAUACCAAAACCUACUGGUUUCACUGGUGCCGAUCCUUACAAGAUAGCUACUUGAUCUUCACUCUUUGAGGAGUUGACUAAAAUGGCUGCGGGAAGAGCCAUCCACCAGCUUUUGAGGAAGAGACCUCAAUUUCAAUCAACUGUAAGCAUCCCAUCUGCCUCCCCAUUCCCUUCCUCCACCCAGGCCCUGUUUUUGCUUCGAUCUUAUGUGUGCAAGCAAGAUCAAGAAAGUGUUGGAUCUACUGCUGUGAAAUCACUAAGAGCAUUGGCAUUCCUUGGAGCAGGUGUUUCUGGUAUAUUGAGCCUGGCUACUUUGGCAUCUGCUGAUGAAGCUGAGCAUGGCCUACCAUGUCCAAUCUAUCCUUGGCCUCACAAAGGCAUUCUUAGUUCCUAUGACCACGCAUCAAUUCGGCGCGGUCACCAAGUUUACCAACAAGUUUGUGCUUCUUGCCAUUCAAUGUCUCUGAUUUCAUAUCGAGAUCUUGUUGGUGUAGCAUACACUGAAGAGGAGACAAAGGCUAUGGCAGCUGUGGUUGAGGUGGUUGAUGGGCCAAAUGAUGAAGGUGAAAUGUUCACACGUCCUGGUAAAUUAAGCGAUCGUUUCCCUCAGCCAUAUCCAAAUGAACAAGCAGCAAUAUUUGCCAAUGGAGGAGCAUAUCCUCCAGACUUGAGCAUUAUCACUAAGGCACGACACAAUGGCCAAAACUAUGUUUUUGCCCUACUCACAGGAUAUCGUGAUCCUCCUGUAGGUGUUUUGAUUCUUGAUACUUCAAAUGCUCGUAGAGAUGAUGAUGAUGGAGCUGAAUCCCGUCCCUGAUACUUUGUAGAUUGUUUUUUAUGGAGUUUGAUAUGUAAAAGUACAUUGUAAUUCAUAACUUUUUAUGUAAAUUUAUAUUUCGAAUGAUCUAAAUAUUUGUGUUAAUAUCAAUGUAAUUUGAAUGUUUGGUUCAUAUUGUAUAAUGUGUGUUU